Molecule: messenger RNA, 780 nt
Organism: Anopheles marshallii
Lineage: Eukaryota; Metazoa; Arthropoda; Insecta; Diptera; Culicidae
Product: alcohol dehydrogenase 1-like
Exons: 5
Coding region: 1-780 (259 amino acids)
Cellular component (GO): cytoplasm
Molecular function (GO): oxidoreductase activity, acting on the CH-OH group of donors, NAD or NADP as acceptor
Source: RefSeq, a predicted model, not a curated record
AUGUCUUUGGCGGGUCAAAGCGCGGUAGUUUUUGGAGGCUGCGGUGGCAUGGGAAUAGCCAUAGGGCAACAUCUGCUCAAAGAGGGGGUGAAGAAACUGUUUAUUCUUGACGUGGUGGAGUUGUCCGAUGCGAGCACAACGCACCUGAAGGAACAAAGCCCUGAUGCAAUGGUUCUAUCUAAAACCUGCGAUAUCUCCAUUCGAGCGGAACUGAAGCAGAUUUUGGAGAAGGAUGUAUUGGCGGCACUAGGAUCGAUAGACAUUCUGGUGAACUCGGCCGGGAUUGUGGAGAGUGAUGUACCCGAUAAACUGAUCGGAGUUAAUCUGACGGGUAUAAUCAACUCGUGCCUGAUUGCACUUAAUAUAAUGUCCCGCGCAAAGGGCGGUAAAGGUGGCGUGAUAGUGAAUGUGGCAUCGACGGCAGGACUUGAACCGAUCGCAUUUCUUCCCGUGUAUUGUGCGUCAAAGCAUGGCAUAAUUGGUUUUACACGCUCAAUAGGGGUUCAACCCGUCUUCAUGGAAACUGGUGUAAAGUUUAUAAUCAUUUGUCCGGGCGGGACACGUACGCGAAUGUUUGAAAGUGUAAAAAAAUUGUCCAUCGAGAUAGAGGCGUUGCAAACAAUGUUCCGAGAGUUCAAGCAUCCGUACGCCCCGCAAAGCCCAGAUGUUGUGGGAGCCUGCGUGGUACAAGCUAUCGUACAGGGAGAGAACGGUUCAACUUGGAUCUGUAACGAUGGCAAGAUCUCUAUCCAUAACUACCCACCGUCUCAAUAUUUGUGA